Molecule: messenger RNA, 2145 nt
Organism: Beauveria bassiana ARSEF 2860
Lineage: Eukaryota; Fungi; Ascomycota; Sordariomycetes; Hypocreales; Cordycipitaceae
Product: Zn(II)2Cys6 transcription factor
Exons: 1
Coding region: 1-2145 (714 amino acids)
Biological process (GO): regulation of DNA-templated transcription; DNA-templated transcription
Molecular function (GO): zinc ion binding; DNA binding; DNA-binding transcription factor activity, RNA polymerase II-specific
Source: RefSeq, a predicted model, not a curated record
AUGCCUCCCGACGCCCACCAUAGACGCCGUGCGAGGCAGGCCUGCACCCACUGCAACGCUCGCCGCGUCAAGUGCAACGUCACCGAAAAGGUCCCCUGCGAUAACUGCGUCGCCGCCGGCACCCAAUGCCAGUUGCGCGUGUCUCGGCGCGGCAAGCACCCGCGCUACCGUCCCGGCCAGGAGCCCGCCAAGCCGUUGCCGUCAUCGCAAUCGCAGUCCACGUCGCCCGCCGCCGCCGGGCCUCAUUCCUCGUCCAAUAUCCAGACGCCCGCGCCUGCGCCCGCGCCGCCGCCGCAGCAGCAGCAGCUCCCCGUCAUUCCUCCACAACCGUCGCUGCAGCCAGAAGGCCUCACCGCCACCGCCAGCGCCUCUCCGCCCGACGACCCACCCAGCCUCGUCUACAAGAGCGAGCACACAUCGCCCAACGACGAUGAGAUGUCCCAGGCCUCCCUCGCCCUCGCCUCCCUGUCCCGCGGCGUCCGUCGCGGAAGCAAGCCCGACAUCAAGCCCGAGGACAAGCAGGAAUACGGCGCCUCCGUCUUCUUUGGCGAGUCCUCGUCCAUUCGAUACGUCGGCACAGACAAUUUUGCGUCGUCGGUCGCCAAGCUCGACUCGGUGCCCUAUCAGACCGGCUCCAAAGAUCGGCCGAUUAAAAUCAACGAGGCCCUGGAAAGACUCAGGUGCAGGCCCGACGGGCCAUUCACGCUCCCGCCUCGUCACGUCACCACAGCGCUCCUCACGGCCUACUUUCAGUGGUUCCAUCCCUUUUGCCCCAUCGUGGAUGAGCAAGAGGUCUGGCAUCAGUUUGAGACCGGCUCACUCUCUACGCUGCUGCUGCAGUCCCUGCUCCUCGUCGCCGCCUCACACUGCGAGGAUUCUGUCCUGGCCGACGCUCGCCUUGGCAACAGAAGCCAAGUGAAGCUCAACUGUUAUAACCGCGCCACAGAACUGUACGAUGCCAAUGUCGAGACGCAAAGUCUUACCAUCAUCCAGAGCCUUAUCCUCCUGAGCUUUUGGCGCGGCCACGUCGCCGAGGAAAAGGACACAAGACACUGGCUCGGCAUCGCUAUCAGCAUUGCACAGCGCAGAGGCCUACAUCGCUCACGCAAACAAGGCAGGCUCGGACCAGACGCCCGCGUAUCUGAUCAUAAAAAGAAGCUUGCCCGAAGGCUUUGGUGGUCUGUAUAUAUGCACGAGAAGCAAACCGCCGCUACAUUGGGCUUGCCGCAGAGAGUUCGCGACGAGGACUGUGAUGUCGAGAGCCUAGAGGCGGGCGAUUUUGAGCACGCCUUUUCCUCUUGCAGGCCACAGGAAGAGAAGAACGACUCCAUCGACUACACCAUCCGAAUAACACAGCUCAGCAAGUUUCUAGGAAGAGUCGUCGACGUCGUAUAUUCACCGAACAGAACCUCCACCGAACCCGAGCGCACUGCGAUCCGGGACGAGCUCGUCCAGUGGAAGCAGACCCUCCCUCCGUCGCUCCGCAUCGACGAAGACAUUGGCUCGCAGCCGAGCCUCCACGCGAGCAUGAUUCACAUGGCCUACAACAACAUCUUUAUCCUCCUUUACCGCAACUGCUUCACCGACUUCAACUUUGACCAAGAAGGCCAAUACGCGCUGCAAGCCGGCGCGCGCACCGUGCGCAUCGUCGAGGACAUGCUGCCGCGCGGCAUCAUGCGGCACGCGCAAAUCCACGUCAUAACCAACCUUUCCAACACGCUGUGCCUUAACGUCAUGGACCUGCGCGGGGCCAAGGGCCUGGCUCGCACCAGCGCCGAGCAUCGCUCCAAGGUCUGCCUGCUCGGCCUCGCCGAGCUGCAGAAUACCUGGGAGUUUCGCAACUGGAUCCUGCAGCUCUUUAUCCGCCGCGCGGACGGGCCCGCGGGCGACCGUCGCCGCGACGAGGAGUCCGAGGCCAAGCAAAUUGCCAUCAAGAGUGAGACGCCGCUGCAGGCCUCGUACGGCGCGGCCAUGUCGCGGGAGAGCUCGGGCGGCGGCGGCGGCGGCCUGUUUGGCAAUCUCGCGGAGCUGGAGGGCUUUGCAUUUACGGUGAAUAAUGAGAUGAUGGAGCCCAUGACGUGGCCGGUGGACGAGAUGGAGCGGUUUCUGUUUUCGCAAAUUUACCAUUCGAAUCCAUUUUGGUGA